AUGGGUCUCUUCUCUGCUGCUUCGCCGCUCAAGCCGGACGCCUCGACGUACGCCACCGCCGCCAACCUGCCUCCCUCCACCGUCGAGGAGGCACACAAGGCCAAGAGCUACGACUUUAUCAUCUGCGGUGGUGGCACGGCAGGAUGUGUGAUCGCCAGCCGUCUCUCCGAGGACCCCAACACCUCGGUGCUCGUUCUCGAGGCCGGUGGCAACAAUGACGCCCUCGAGGUCAAGGCACCGCUCGUCUUCACCAAGAACUUCAAGACCGAGCGCGACUGGGACUACACCACCACCCCACAGACCGAGGUGCGCAACCGCGAGAUGCAGUGGCCCCGUGGCAAGCUGAUCGGCGGAUGUUCGUCCAUCAACGCCAUGAUGUACCACCACUGCGCACCCUCCGACUACGACGAGUGGGCCGAAAAGUUCAACUGCAAGGGCUGGUCGUACAAGGAGCUCCAGCCCUACCUCAGACGUUCCGAGAAGUACACGCCUCACGCCUUCACUCCCGACGUCAAGGCUGCGGAGCGCGGCGACGCUGGUCUCUGGCAGACGGGCCACUCGUCGUUCAAGAGCGAGGUCACCUCCAAAGGCUUUGUCAACGCCUGCGUUGAAGUCGGCAUCCCAUACAACCCGGAUCUCAACACGCCUCGCGGAACCGAGGGUGUCACCCACUUCACCACAUUCAUCGACAGCAACGGCCGUCGCUCGUCUGCUGCCACCGCCUACCUCCCCCUCGAGGUGCAGAAGCGCCCCAACCUCACCAUCGGCAUCAACGUCAUGGUCAACCGCGUCAUCUUUGACACCACCGGCGCCAAGCCCAAGGCCAUCGCCGUCGAGAUGCAAAACAAGAAGGGCGGUCAGAAGUACUACGCCGCCGCCAACAAGCGUGUCGUGGUGUGCGGCGGUGCGAUCAACUCGCCCCAGACGCUCAUGCUCUCGGGUAUCGGACCUGCCGCCACGCUCAAGAAGCACAACAUCCCGGUCGUUGUUGACAACGCCCUGGUGGGUGAGCGUCUGAGCGACCAUCUUUGCCACACCACCAUCAACGCGCGUGCCAAGCCCAACCACACGCUCGACUAUCUCGGCAGCGACAUCAAGGCCAUCCCUUCGCUCGCUCGCUGGCUCGUCACGGGUGGUGGACCCGUCUCGAGCAAUGCCGGUGAAGCCGCUGCAUUUGUGCGAUGCAACGACGAGUCGCUGCCGCUCGUGACGGCGCAGACCAAGCCCGAGAACCGUCCGCAGUUUUUCGGCUCGCUCGGCAAGGGUCCCGAUAUCGAGCUCAUCUGCACGCCGCUGGCGUACAACGACCACGGCGCGCUGCCUGCUCCCGCCGGUACGGGCUGUGUCUCGAUUGUGGGUCUCAACGUGCGUCCGCGCUCCAAGGGCACCAUCAGCAUCCAAUCGGCCGAUGCCUGGGAUAAGGCGGUGGUGGAUCCCAAGUACUUUAGCGAUCCCGAUGACAACGACCGCAAGGUGACGCUCGCCGGUAUGCGUCUUGCCAUCGCCAUUGCCAAGGCCAACGCGCUGCAGCCGUACCUCGAGGAGUACAAGAGCGACGACAAGGACGACUUCUGGUGGCCCAUCUCGGCCACCGACCCGAGCAAGCUCUCGGACGACGAGCUCAUGGACUUUAUGACCAAGCGCGCCUUCACCCUCUACCACCCCGUCGGAACCGUCAAGAUGGGUCCAGAUGCAAGCGAUUCCGUCGUCGACACGGAUCUGCACGUCCAUGGAACCGAGGGCCUCGUUGUGUGCGACGCCAGCAUCUUCCCCGAACAGAUCUCGGGUCACCCCACCGCCGCCGUCAUCGCCUGUGCAGAGAAGGCCGCAGAGCUCCUCAAGCAGGUCGCCAAGUCCGGCGCACAGGGCAUCGCCUCCCACCUGUAA
Molecule: messenger RNA, 1887 nt
Organism: Moesziomyces antarcticus
Lineage: Eukaryota; Fungi; Basidiomycota; Ustilaginomycetes; Ustilaginales; Ustilaginaceae
Product: glucose dehydrogenase
Exons: 1
Coding region: 1-1887 (628 amino acids)
Molecular function (GO): oxidoreductase activity, acting on CH-OH group of donors; flavin adenine dinucleotide binding
Source: RefSeq, a predicted model, not a curated record